This is a messenger RNA of Xyrauchen texanus (razorback sucker), 3361 nucleotides long. It is a transcript of the gene iqce, whose product is annotated as IQ motif containing E. Gene Ontology annotation, molecular function: protein binding. The record is from RefSeq and is a predicted model, not a curated record. NCBI's taxonomy places the organism in Eukaryota, Metazoa, Chordata, Actinopteri, Cypriniformes, Catostomidae. The transcript is spliced from 21 exons. The coding region runs from base 403 to 2517 and encodes 704 amino acids.
UUAAACAUUUUUGGUUGCUAAACGACAAUAGUGCACAUGAGAUCCGUACAGCGAAAAGAGACGCGAAAAAUCAGAUUGCUGAGUAAAAUUACAGCUCAAACACUGUAGCGUUGACACGCAAUAUCGAGAAACGCCGACAUCACGAAACAACAUCUACAUCUUGGGAACUUCUUAAAACCCCUGCCAAUUUCAAUGCUCUUUAGAUACUGAUGUCAGGAUAUGUAAACAUGGACGUCUCUAGAAUUACAGGCAUAUGUUUUUUAUUGUAGAAAAAUAAUCGGAUGCUACAGAUUAUAUCUGCUUUGCUCACCUGAGAAAGUAUUAUGGUUCUAGCAUUAUUAUUGCUCAUAAGACGCACUGUGAUAGGUUAUAGUACAAUAAACAUUGGCAAUCACAAAGGCUAUGAUGUCUUUAGUAGCUGGUGAACUGGUCACUGAAGAAGAGGUGGAGGAUCUGAAGUCAAGAAAAAAUAAAGUACCUGGUAGACCACCUCCUUCUCCUAAGUCACCAUACCUGAAAAGUGCAAACUUGCAUCUGAAGAGAAGUCCAUCAGCAUCUUGGAAGACAGUGAGAAGGACACAGCUCCAUAACUGUGAAACCCCUCCGAUUGGCACACCCAGAGAUGUCUGGUUGCACUUACAGAAUGAGGGACAUGGGACAUUGUCAAAGUCUCCAAUGGGAGCCGAUUACAGUGUUGCACAGACCAGCAUCUCACAGAGCAGCACACCUGAAUACUUGAAGGAGGCCUUUGGAAUGAAAAAGCCAAAAUACUCUCGCUCCGCAUCUAAUGGUUAUGUUCCAGGAACCCCAGACUACAAAGAGAAGGAGGAUAUGUACAAUGAAAUAAUUGAUCUAAAAAAGACCAUCCAAGUCCAAAAGGCUGAAUCUGACAAGCUGAAAGCCAAGAUGCGGCGUCUUGAAGAGGACAACACUAAGAAAGACAGACAGAUCGAACAACUGCUGGAUCCAACUAAGGACCCAGAGUACGCUAGGGGUUUAGUGGACAAGAGGACUGAACAUAGAUCGAUCAUUAAUGGACUGAAACAGAGGAUUCUGCGACUGGAGCAGCAGUGCAAAGAAAAAGGGAAUACCUUGAGUCAGCUUCAGAGUGACCUUAAAACCACUAACAUGCAGGAAAUGCAGAUCACUGUAGAAACCUACUAUGAGGAGGUUCACAGGUUGCGAGCAUUGUUAGAGUCAACAGAGAAAAGUAAUAAGGCAACGAGCAAAGAAAGCAGGCGGCAAAACAAAGUCCUCAGUGCGACAGUUCUAAAACUCACAAAGGCAGUCAAACAGCUGGAGGAUGAGAACCAGGAACUUAAAAAGGAAUUGGUUCAGGAAGAGAUCAGCAUGAUGGAGAGUUCUGCAUGCCGGGCCAAGGGUUAUCUCGAUUGGAGUAAACAGAGGCUGGUGCGACAAAUCCUGGACCUUGAAAAGAGAGUUGAGCAAUGGAGGAAUCUACAGAUUACCAAAGCAUCAGACUCACAGAAGAACACAGAGGAAAAAGUCACUGGGUCAGAAUCGGCCAAUCAGAGCAAUUCUGUUGACACCGAAAUGGAUCCAUCAGUGACUACUGAGAAUGACAUGCAUUUUAGGGGAACAGUUAAGAAACUUGUAGAGGACAAAAAGGCUCUAAAGGAAAAAAUAAGCCAGCAAGAUGAGGAGAUAAAGCAAUUAUCUGCUGAGAAGAACAAAAGGAUGGAAGAGGUUGAAAAAGUGCUUAAAGAACAAAUUAGGGAGCAUGAAAGUCUAAUGCAAACACACAGACAGGAGAUGGGGGCACUGAUUGUAGAAAUCAACUGUUUAAAGGAAAAACUCGAGGAGGAGAGAAAACUCAGAUUACAAGAUCACAGUCAGGUUCCUGACAGUUCACUGUCAUUAACACACACCGAACCAACGUCAUCAUCAGUGUUGGUGUCAAAACAGAGUCUGGAGCAGAUGGAGAACAAAGCAGCUAAGAUCAUCCAGACACACUGGCGCUUACACCAAACACAGGAUCUGGUUCUCUUGCAGUCCUGCCUCAGAGGGCAUCUAACCAGACAGAGGCAGUUAGAUAAACAGAGCCAAUUAUGUUUGAACACUCAGGCUGUACAGGAAGAGGAAGUGACCCUGUUACAAUCUGUGUUUAGGGCUCAUCUCAAACGUAGCACUCUGAAGAUGGAAAGGGCAUCUACAGUGACAGAAUCAGUUUUUUCCAUACGUCAGAAACAUUCUUAUCCCUCCACUCCUCCACUGCUGCCCAGGGGGUCUUCAGAUGCCACAUUAUGGAAUAAAAGACAAACCUCAGGUGUGACUCAGAAGGAUAGUGAGGAGAUUACAAAAGAACUCAACCCUGCUUCUAAUGAUGCGCUAUUCCACCAAAAAUCAAUGCCAGCCGACACGAAGAUCGACCAACAGCUAUCAACCACAGAAAUUCCAAAGACAGUCGAUUCGGAUGACUCUGAUGACAUCAUUGUAUCUCCUUCAAAGCCAGUGAGAAAAAGAGAAUCAUCCUUAAGUCUGUUCAACCCCCAGUGACUUGAUUUAAGUUUGUUGUUUUUCUAUUUGAAUCCCAAAGGGUUUAGGAAAGCUGUUUCUUAACAUUUCUAAUCUAGAUCAGGCCUCAACAAUUCACAUGGUGUGUUCUUUUUUGUGGGCUUUUUUUUUGGCAUAGAAAGCCACCAACGAAAAGCCAUUUUUAAGAACAGUUUAUUACACGCUCAAUUUAAAAGGGAAUUGACACAACAGAAACAUAUCAUUAGGGCAAUAAUAAUGAUUUAAAUCAUGGAUUGUUGAUCAUUAUUACAAUAACCUAUAUCUAUUAAUUAUUCAGCUAACAUCACAUUGUUUUGACUUCUAGAAACCAAGUCUUCAAUUAAGGGAUAAAUUUGUCUUCACACUUCAAAGUGCCUUGCAUUGAACAUAGAUCUUUAAUUGAAUGAGGAUCAGGGAUUCCAUUUUUUUAAUUUCUCCUCACUGAAGAUCAAUUAAAAAUACACAUUACGUUAAACUUGAACAGCAUAUCUUAUAAAGAAUAUUUAAGCCAUUCUACACCUCCGAUUGAGACAAAUUCCAGGUACUGUGAAGCUCCACUAAUGUGGAUAAUGUAUAUUACAUAUUGCUGUAUUUAUGAAGUUUUCAUUUAACUUUAACCUCCCAGUUUGUAAUACUGUUUCAAUUAAAUGUUGACCGUGUGCAUCAGAGUUAGUCAUUAUAGACAUUCUGUAUCUAGCUAAUAAUGAACAUAUAACACUGAAGUCUUACAUUUUGUUUCUGUGUCUGUUUCAAUGCCUUGUUUAUUCUGCUUUUGCUCUAAGAGCACAUUAAUUGUUUGUGCCAUUGUGCUUGAAUUUUUGCCAGUUUUAUUAAAGACUUGUUUUCU